Elephantulus edwardii (Cape elephant shrew) is the source of this 271-nucleotide messenger RNA. RefSeq names its product anaphase-promoting complex subunit 11-like. Gene Ontology annotation, molecular function: ubiquitin protein ligase activity; cullin family protein binding; zinc ion binding. Lineage: Eukaryota; Metazoa; Chordata; Mammalia; Macroscelidea; Macroscelididae. Gene Ontology annotation, cellular component: anaphase-promoting complex; nucleus. Bases 16 to 270 code for a protein of 84 amino acids. Gene Ontology annotation, biological process: positive regulation of mitotic metaphase/anaphase transition; protein ubiquitination; anaphase-promoting complex-dependent catabolic process. The record is from RefSeq and is a predicted model, not a curated record. The transcript has a single exon.
ACUCGAGGUCCCGCCAUGAAGGUGAAGAUCAAGUGCUGGAACGGUGUGGCCACUUGGCUCUGGGUGGCCAACGACGAGAACUGUGGCAUCUGCCGGAUGGCCUUCAACGGCUGCUGCCCAGACUGCAAGGUUCCAGGCGACGACUGUCCGCUGGUGUGGGGUCAGUGCUCGCACUGCUUCCACAUGCACUGCAUUCUCAAGUGGCUGAACGCUCAGCAGGUGCAGCAGCACUGUCCCAUGUGCCGGCAGGAGUGGAAAUUCAAGGAGUGAG